CCAUUUUAGCGGGAACUGAGAAAGACAUGAAAAUUGUUUCUGGCAUGUCGUACUUCUGAUUUAUUCGUAAAUUUUAAGUUUAUUCUUUCCCAAAAAAGCACAGGAGUGUUGUGAUACUUAAGUAAACAAUUCUGCCAGCAGUAACCUUCGUUGGAGCCAAGAAAAAGCGUUCUGAGGUCGUUUUAAACGACUCGUUCUUCGCCAGGAAAAGGAGGGAAAUUUGAGGAGGGAAAUAAUUUUUGUGCGGACGAAAUGGCGAAGGUUCAGGUGAACAACGUGGUGGUUCUGGACAACCCCUCCCCCUUCUUCAACCCCUUCCAGUUCGAGAUCACCUUCGAGUGUAUAGACGACCUUCCAGACGAUCUGGAGUGGAAAAUCAUCUAUGUGGGCUCAGCAGAGACAGAAGAGUAUGACCAGGUGCUAGACUCUGUACUGGUGGGACCUGUGCCACCGGGCAGGCACAUGUUUGUCUUCCAGGCUGACCCCCCGGACACGAGUAAGAUCCCUCCUCAGGAUGCCAUCGGUGUGACGGUGGUGCUGCUGACCUGCUCGUACCACGGACAGGAGUUCAUCAGAGUCGGCUACUACGUCAACAACGAGUACAGCGAUCCGGAGCUCAGGGAAAACCCGCCCUCAGUACCACAGUUUGACAAGUUGCAGAGAAACAUCCUGGCGAACCACCCGCGGGUGACGAGGUUUCGUAUCGACUGGGACAACAGCGAAGACCAGGAGAACAAACCUCCACAGGACGGCAUGCAGCAGCCACAGGAGGUCACCACUACAGGCUUCGGCCCUCCAGCCAUGGGCCAGUCGAUGAAGCCGUUCCCAGGUUGUGAGAUGUCCAACGGUGCCAGCUCCUCUAACCCUUCAGCCUUGUUAUCCACCGACUCUAACUCUGGCAUGGAGGUGCAAUAGGGUAGGGGGAUGACUGUAGCAUGUCAGCAGAACGUCCUGCACCUGCGCCAAACCUGUAAUGUGUUGUGCAUAUCACUUCGGCACAACAUCUCAUAUAAGGUUGUAUUUGCACAUAUGAGGUUAAAGCUUCCCAGGGUUAAGUCGGAAAAGUUGUCUUCUAGUUCUACGACAGGCAAAAUUGACCAACGAAAACCAUGAAAAAUCAGGGUUUCGCACAGGUGCAGUACGUUCUGCUGAUGUGCUGGGGGGAUACUGACUUCUGUCAUAUGUUGGGCUUUUUCAGUCAAUUUACUUGGUUUUCUGGUUUAAAAGAAAAUUGUACAUUUGCAGAACAACAUUAAAACAGUCUGAAUCAAGGUUGAAUUGUUAUCUCCAAUUGUUGCAACAUUUGGUACAAAUUAGACAACAUACAGAGACAGGACAUAGAUCAUUCGUGCCCUUGUUUACUUCCAGUGAAUAGAAAAUAUGUACAAGUAUUUGAAGAAAAUCAGAAUUCAGGUUGGCUUUUUUUGUGUUCAUGACAAAGAUACUGUCAUAUCAACCUAGCAAUUCUUUACCUAUGUGUGUAUAUAUACUUAUCACCAUUGAGAAGUGCAGAAUACAUAGAAGAAACUGUUAUGUUUUGUACGACAGAAAUGUUAAAUGUAUGAUAAAACAAUACAAGGAUACUUGCCAAAGCAGAUCAAACAUUUAGACCCUUUCCGUGCAUCCUGAAAUAGCACUUUUCUAACAUACCUUUCAAAAAGUGUUUUCAGUGUUUUCCAUUCCUGAAAUAUGACAUCCACGUUCCCAUAUAUAAUUAUUGAAGUAUUAGUGUAUGCAACUUUAUAACCAAUAUGCAUUCUAGUUUGGCUUGGGUAUUCAAAGUUAUAUUACGCUAACUCUGAUUCUAAUGUACCACUCAAAUUAUACUUGCAAUUGGUGAUAUAUUAUGCUAUAGCACUAGCUAAUGCAUUAUCUGAAGCAGCUACUGGUAUGUGUGUUUUGUACAUGUACAUGUGUGUUCUUCAUAUCUAUAUUUAGAAUGGAUUACGACAUACAUUUACAAGUUUUGUACAGUUCUUAUUAUACCGUAAGUAUAUUACUGUUUUUGUCUUUGUCCUUUCUGAAGUCUCCUACAGAACUUUACAAGAAAGCAGUGGGAAUAAAAAUAAAAACCUGAGUGAGUAUUACACACCA
Molecule: messenger RNA, 2094 nt
Organism: Branchiostoma belcheri (Belcher's lancelet)
Lineage: Eukaryota; Metazoa; Chordata; Leptocardii; Amphioxiformes; Branchiostomatidae
Product: histone chaperone asf1b-B-like
Exons: 5
Coding region: 253-915 (220 amino acids)
Biological process (GO): DNA replication-dependent chromatin assembly
Cellular component (GO): nucleus
Molecular function (GO): histone binding
Source: RefSeq, a predicted model, not a curated record